UAUAGUCCAGUUCUUGAAAUUUAUCGAAACCAUUAAUUCCCACCUUUAUAAAAUUGAUUAUCAAGAAGUGCGAUCUAGGGACUAACAGCUGCUGAAAAAUGGCGACAAGGACGUCUGAACUAGUGGGUCGGGUCGACCCGGCUCAGAGCUUUGAUGUUGAUGCUGUGCUCCGUUAUGCGAUUGCGAAUGUUGAUGGGUUCCCUCGGAGUCCUUCAGAAUUCACUGUUUCUCAGUUUGGCCAUGGUCAGUCCAAUCCUACAUUCCUCCUGGAAGUUCACAGCGGAAAUUUGAAGAAAAAAUAUGUGUUGAGAAAGAAACCCCCGGGAAAAUUGCUUGAAUCUGCACAUGCUGUUGAAAGAGAGUUUCAGGUGCUACAUGCCUUAGGUACUCACACGUUGGUUCCGGUGCCUAAAGUUUUCUGCUUGUGUACUGACCCCAGUGUUAUUGGGACAACAUUUUACAUUAUGGAGUAUCUGGAAGGACGUAUAUUUAUCGAGCCCAUGCUCCCAAACGUAGAACCUACGCAAAGGCGUGCCAUAUAUUAUGCUACGGCUAAAGCUUUGGCCUCCCUUCAUUCUACUGAUGUUGAUGCCAUCGGUCUGCAAAGCUAUGGGAAACCAAAAAAUUACUGUAAACGACAGGUCGAGAGAUGGUCCAGACAGUAUCUUGUUUCUACUGGUGCGGGAAAGUCCAACAGAAAUCCCAGGAUGUUAGAACUCUCUGAUUGGUUGUCGCAGCAUAUUCCUCCUGAAGAUUCUUCAGGGGCAGCUGCCGGUUUAGUCCAUGGCGACUUUCGCAUUGACAAUCUUGUCUUCCAUCCGACCGAAGAUAGAGUGAUCGGUAUCCUUGACUGGGAACUAUCAACCCUAGGAAAUCAAAUGUGCGAUGUUGCAUACAGCUGCUUGCAUUACGUCUUGGAUAUUUCUUUGGACAAAGUAGAAAAUAAUGGUGGUCUUGAAUUUACUGGAAUACCGGAAGGAGUUCCUACACUAGCAGAGUAUCUGGCGGAAUAUUGUGCUGUUGCUGGGAAACCAUGGCCUGCCUCUCAAUGGAAGUUCUACUUCGCCUUUUCUAUGUUUCGUGGAGCAUCUAUCUAUGCCGGAGUACAUGCUCGAUGGAUCAUGGGAAAUGCUUCAGGAGGAGAGCGUGCCCGCCAUGCUGGACAGAAGGCGGAUGCUAUGAUCGAGAUUGCUUGGGCAUUUAUUCAGAGGGAAUCUGUUCUUCCCAUGCAUCCUCCACAGGAGUUAAUUCCCCGAGAACACACACAACCACUUGGAAAAGAUAGCGGAGAUAGCCUCUAUUUAAGUGGUGGUAAAUUUGUUCCAAAUCAAAAGGUUCAGGAAUUGAGAAACAGAUUGAUCAGGUUCAUCGAGGAUCGCAUAUAUCCAAUGGAAAAUGAGUUCUAUAAACUUGCUGCUUCGAGCAUGCGUUGGUCUGUUCACCCCGAAGAGGAGAGGCUAAAGGAGCUAGCAAAGAAAGAAGGCCUAUGGAACUUAUUCAUUCCUUUUGAUAGUGCUGCUAGGGUUAAGAAAGUUGUUUCUGGCCAAGGAAAAGAUGGUCUGAUUGACAACACGUUUGAUAAAAUACUCGGUCCUGGUCUGUCAAACCUCGAGUAUGGAUACCUUUGUGAGAUCAUGGGCCGUUCUGUGUGGGCUCCACAGGUGUUUAAUUGUGGUGCACCGGAUACGGGAAAUAUGGAGGUAUUAAUGCGCUACGGAGAUGCUGAACAGAUACGCCAGUGGCUCGUUCCCUUGCUUGAAGGCAAAAUCCGAUCUGGAUUUGCAAUGACCGAGCCACAAGUGGCAUCUUCCGAUGCUACUAAUAUAGAGUGUUCCAUCUUGAGGAAAGGAGAUUCAUACAUUAUAAACGGUCGAAAGUGGUGGACGAGCGGAGCCAUGGAUCCUAGGUGCAAAGUUCUAAUUGUCAUGGGAAAGACUGAUUUUGCAGCCCCCAAGCAUAAACAGCAAUCCAUGAUCUUGGUCGACAUCGAUACUCCCGGUGUAAACAUAAAGAGGCCAUUGACGGUGUUUGGCUUUGAUGAUGCGCCUCAUGGACAUGCGGAGAUAUCAUUCAAAAAUGUACGAGUACCAGCCAAGAAUAUCCUUCUCGGUGAGGGUCGUGGAUUUGAAAUCGCACAGGGUAGGCUAGGCCCCGGCAGGUUACACCAUUGCAUGAGGCUGAUUGGCGCUGCUGAGCGCGGCAUGCAGUUAAUGGUUCAACGAGCAAUCAGCAGGCGCGCGUUCGACAAGUUGAUCGCUGAGCACGGCUCUUUCCUUUCGGAUGUCGCAAAGUGCCGGGUCGACCUUGAGAGGACUAGAUUGCUGGUUCUGGAGGCUGCAGAUGAGCUCGACCGCGUUGGGAACAAGAAGGCGCGUGGAACCAUCGCCAUGGCCAAGGUAGCUGCUCCGAACAUGGCGCUGAAAGUGCUGGACAGGGCGAUGCAAGUGCACGGUGCAGCGGGUUUAUCGGGCGACACUGUCCUGGCUCACCUUUGGGCAACCGCACGAACCUUACGGAUUGCAGAUGGUCCCGAUGAAGUCCAUCUGGAAACUAUUGCCAAACUAGAGCUUCGAAGAGCUAAGCUUUGAACACAUUCUCCUAUUUUCCUUCUAUAAGAUAAUAAUGUUGUACAACUACGCUUAUAUACCGCGAUAGAAUAAAAUGUUGUAACAUUCAAAAAA
Messenger RNA from Salvia hispanica, 2681 nucleotides. It is a transcript of the gene IBR3, whose product is annotated as acyl-CoA dehydrogenase-like protein. The record is from RefSeq and is a predicted model, not a curated record. NCBI's taxonomy places the organism in Eukaryota, Viridiplantae, Streptophyta, Magnoliopsida, Lamiales, Lamiaceae. Gene Ontology annotation, molecular function: acyl-CoA dehydrogenase activity; flavin adenine dinucleotide binding. Gene Ontology annotation, cellular component: cytoplasm. Gene Ontology annotation, biological process: fatty acid beta-oxidation using acyl-CoA dehydrogenase.